CACAAUAUUUGCUCAAUUUACUCCAAACGAAGAAGAAUACAGUUUGUCUGAUCGGCAACUACGAUAGUUGUACUUGUACGGUGUAUGGUUUGAUGUUGAACUUGACUGUAAUUUAUCUCUCCAUGGUUAGACUUUGAAUUUUGCACACGAAAUUAUAGAUUAUCAAACGAUGCUUUGAUAUUUUCUCCAAAAUUUUGGACACUUUCCUAUCUAAAAAUACAAAUACAGUUGUUAAACUAAGUAAUAAAACGAUUGUGUGUUUCUUUUUUCUAUAUGCAAUUUACCUGUCGUUCACUUCUAUAGACUUUUAACCGACAUCCUAAAAUUUUGUCAAAAAACCAGACCAGUUCUGCAUAGCUAAAGAAAACCGAGUAAUUAAUAUAUAAAAGUUUUUAGUCUUCAAAUUUAGUAAGAAAUAUAUGUAUAAAUUAUUGAAUCCCAAGUCCAGAACUAUUUCAAGCUUUUAAAUCCCAGGCUGGCCUUGAACAUGCUAAUUUUUCAAAACAUUUUUUCCUUUGUAGGAUAGUAGAGGAAGAGAUCACGCCAAAAACUCAUGCAUGUUUUACAAAACAAAAAAAAACAAUUGAUAAAAAAGUGAUAGAUUGAUCCAAAAAGAAAAGUGAAUAGUUUAAUCUUAUAAGUUUGAACUGUAAAAUGCCAGCCCAAUUCUAUUAUACUACAACAAAUAAAAACAAAAUAAGAUGUAUAUUAAUAUAAAUUAUUAAGAAAAUCACCUAUCACAGUGAAAACAACUGCAUAUUACUGGCUUAAUUGUCUCCCUCAUACACGUUCAUGUGCACGUUCUCUUCGUUUCUCUCGUUGCACCAUCUUCCAAAAUUGCACCUCCAUUUUUUUUCCAAAACCACAUCUCUCUCUCUCUCUCUCUCUCCUCGUCUCACAAGAAUAAUAAGCCGACGGGAGAGACAAAAGAAUAAACAAGAAUGGGGAAAGGAGGACGUGAGAGUAUAUCAAAGGAAGAAGGAGUCAUGGCUACAGACUUCUUCUGGUCUUACACUGAUGAGCCUCACGCUUCAAGAAGACGUCAGAUUCUCUCCCGCUAUCCUCAGAUUAAAGAACUCUUUGGUCCUGAUCCAUGGGCUUUUCUCAAGGUCACAUUAGUCGUUAUUCUCCAACUUACGGCAGCUGCAACCCUUCACGACUCAGGAUGGCUCAAGAUUCUAACCAUUGCUUACUUCUUUGGAUCAUUCCUCAACCACAAUCUCUUCUUAGCAAUCCAUGAGCUAAGCCACAACCUCGCCUUUUCAACUCCGGUCUACAACCGCUGCCUCGGUAUUAUUGCCAACCUUCCAAUUGGUGUACCAAUGUCAGUAACAUUCCAAAAAUACCAUCUCGAGCACCACCGGUUCCAAGGAGUAGACGGUGUUGAUAUGGAUGUCCCUACUUACACAGAAGCUCAUUUAGUAACCAAUGUUAUUACCAAAACCAUUUGGGUUUUGUUACAACUCUUCUUCUACGCUCUUAGACCAUUAUUCAUCAAACCAAAACCACCCGGUUAUUGGGAAUUAUUCAACUUUAUUAUUCAGAUCGGUUUAGAUGUAUCCGUGGUUCUCGUCUUCGGAUGGAGAUCUUUUGCCUAUCUAAUCUUAUCAACGUUUGUUGGAGGCGGAAUGCAUCCAAUGGCUGGACAUUUUAUCUCGGAACAUUACGUUUUUAACCCGGACCAAGAGACUUAUUCCUAUUAUGGUCCACUGAAUCUGCUAACAUGGAGUGUUGGAUACCAUAACGAGCACCAUGAUUUCCCGAGGAUACCGGGACAUAAGCUGCAUAAGGUGAAGGAGAUAGCAGGCGAGUAUUAUGAAGGAUUGGAGUCGUAUAAGUCAUGGUCACAAGUGAUAUAUAUGUAUAUUAUGGAUAAAACAAUUGGACCUUUUAGCAGAAUGAAGAGAAAACUCUCAACAGCAGCUACACGUAAUAAGUCUGAAUAGUUUACUUGUUCAUUACUCAACAUGUUUUUUUUUUACAUCAAGCUCUUUGAUUUUGUUCUGUUUUGAUUUUUUUUUCGUUGUUUUUUUUGUAAUGUAUUCAAGAAAUUUCAUGUGAUCUUGUGUUAGUUUAUCUCACAUUAAGACUUUAAAAUAUU
Brassica napus (rape) is the source of this 2101-nucleotide messenger RNA. RefSeq names its product sphingolipid delta(4)-desaturase DES1-like. The coding region runs from base 942 to 1946 and encodes 334 amino acids. NCBI's taxonomy places the organism in Eukaryota, Viridiplantae, Streptophyta, Magnoliopsida, Brassicales, Brassicaceae. Gene Ontology annotation, molecular function: sphingolipid delta-4 desaturase activity. The record is from RefSeq and is a predicted model, not a curated record. The transcript has 2 exons. Gene Ontology annotation, biological process: ceramide biosynthetic process. Gene Ontology annotation, cellular component: membrane.